This is a messenger RNA of Necator americanus (New World hookworm), 789 nucleotides long. RefSeq lists its product as uncharacterized. The record is from RefSeq and is a predicted model, not a curated record. The coding region runs from base 1 to 789 and encodes 262 amino acids. The transcript is spliced from 6 exons. Lineage: Eukaryota; Metazoa; Nematoda; Chromadorea; Rhabditida; Ancylostomatidae.
AUGAAGAAAAUGGAUGGAGAAAGGAGGAGUUUGAUGGGAUGUGGAUGCGCAUCAAAGACUUCCAGCCAUUUUCAGGAUUUGGAUAAAGUGUGUGCAGCUAUGCGCACUUCUGCACAGUGCUGCGUCUGCAGAAAAGGUCCAUUUCUGCUACAAAACUUGUACAAACACAUGCGAAAAGUUCACAAAUGCUCAGAUGAAGAGGUAGAUACCGUUAAGAACGCAGUGAAGAGGGCCAUCUACGAAAAAGAGAUGAAAUGUGAGGAUUGUGAGAAAAUAUUCUUCUCCUAUGGUGGACUCAGAAAGCAUAAGAAGGAUGUUCACGAAAAACCCGCCAUGACAAUAUCAGCGGCGAGCAAACCAGACUCGAAGAGUGAUCCUUCUAUCGAAUCCUCGAGAGAUUCUUCCAUUGUCAAAAGAAAAGAGAUCACAAGCUCGGAUAAUCACAAGGAAAUUCUCCAGAGAACUGAAGAAGUGAAAGCGGAACUCUCCGAGGUCAUUCGGGAAUUGUUCAAAGCGGAUAGAAUGGACAUCUUGAAUCGACUCAACAUAGCAGUUUUGAGUGCAUUGGAGAAUGCUGUAAACGAGAUGUUUGAAAAUCUCGCAGAUGAAAUGUUGGAAAAUGACGAAGAAGAAGUGAUGAGACGUACUCCUAGAAAGAUCACCAUGCAAACGACUGGAGCAGGCCCGAAACCCCCUCGUACUCAGGUCCAGUGCAAUGCCCAAUUUCCAAAGAUCGACAAUAUAAACAGAGAGGAAAAGGAAGAAAAAGAAAUUUAUCGAUGUCGAUAG